Monopterus albus (swamp eel) is the source of this 2286-nucleotide messenger RNA. It is a transcript of the gene nefla, whose product is annotated as neurofilament light chain a. Gene Ontology annotation, cellular component: postsynaptic intermediate filament cytoskeleton; intermediate filament; cytoplasm. The coding region runs from base 72 to 1997 and encodes 641 amino acids. The record is from RefSeq and is a predicted model, not a curated record. Lineage: Eukaryota; Metazoa; Chordata; Actinopteri; Synbranchiformes; Synbranchidae. Gene Ontology annotation, biological process: neurofilament bundle assembly. Gene Ontology annotation, molecular function: structural constituent of postsynaptic intermediate filament cytoskeleton. The transcript has 4 exons.
UUGAGCCCUUCCUACAGCUCUGCAUACACAAAGAGGAGAGGGAUAGCAGCCUGUCGUCCUACCACUCAGCCAUGAGUAGUAUCGGGUAUGACCCAUACUACUCCACCUCGUCAUAUAGACGCUGGUACACUGAGGCUCCCUCUCGUGUGAUGGUGACCAGAGGGAGGACCCACUCUGUCUAUCCCUCUCACACUUCCCCAUUUUCCUCCUCCCGUGUGCAGUACUCCUCUCCCAGCCGGUUGCUGUUAUCCUCCUCCUCACCAGCCUCUUCCCUGGAGUUGGAGCUCAGCCAGGCGGCACAUAUCAGCUCUGAAUUUCGUACCAUACGCACCGAAGAGCGCAGCCAGCUGCAGGACCUUAAUGACCGCUUUGCUGGCUUCAUUGAGAGAGUGCAUGAGCUGGAGCAGCAGAACCGUGCCUUGGAGGCAGAGCUGCUGCUACUGAGGCAGAGGCACACUGAGCCGUCCCGCCUGAGAGCACUGUAUGAGCAAGAGGCCCGGUCCCUGAGAGCAGCUGUAGAUGAGGCCAGGGCAGAACAACAGGCUAUCCUGGGCCAGAGAGAGCGACUGGAGCAAACCCUGAGUGCCUUGCAGGGUAGAUAUGAGGAAGAAGUGCUGGCCCGUGAAGAGGCUGAGGGCAGGUUGAUGGAUGCAAGACGUGAGGCUGACCAGGCUGCCUUAGCUAAGACCGAGCUGGAGAAGAGUGUUGAAACUCUGCUGGAGGAGCUGGCCUUCCUCAAGAGGAUUCAUGAAGGUGAAGUAUCUGAGCUUCAGGCCCAAGUCCAGCUAGGUGUCCAGGUGGCUGUGGAGUCUGAGGCUGCCACUCCAGACCUCUCAGGUGCUCUAAGGGACAUCCGGUCCCAGUAUGAGAGGCUGGCAGCAAGAAACAUGCAGGCAGCAGAGGAGUGGUUCAAAGGAAAGGUAGGCUCCCUGACUGAAACUGUGGCCCAGCACAGCAAUGCUAUAAGAAGCUCCAAAGAUGAAGCAGGAGAGUAUCGACGCCAGCUCCAGGCUUGCCUGCUGGAGAUUGACGCAUCUAGAGGCCUCAAUGAAUCCCUGGUGAAACAGCUGCAUGAGAUAGAGGAAAAGCAGAGUGCUGAGAUAGCUGCUAUGCAGGACACAAUUGAAGAGUUGGAGAGUGAGCUGAGAGGCACCAAACAGGAAAUGGCACGAUACCUGAAGGAAUACCAGGACCUUCUAAAUGUCAAGAUGGCUCUGGACAUUGAGAUUGCUGCAUAUAGGAAGCUGCUAGAAGGGGAGGAGUCUCGCUUCAGUGUAGGAAUGGCUGGUGGAGUUUCCUCUUUGUACGGCCACACUUUGUCAGCUCCCUCCUUCGGCCGGCCCAUUCUCACUAGCGUGAGCUCUGGCACCUCCUACCUAAUGACAUCUCGCCUGCUCAGCUCCAGUGUGAGCACCACUGAGGGGAUUAUCUCUGCCGGCCACGCCCAGCAAGCAGCAGCCAGUCCACCCGGGGAGGAGGAGGAGGAGGAGGCAGAAGAGGAGGUAAAGGAAGAAGAGGAGGAGGUGAAGGAAGAAGAGGGAGGAGAAGAAACAGAGGAGACAAAGGAGAAGCAGGAGGAGGAAGAGGGAGAAGAGGAGGAGGGAGAUAAGGAGAAAGAAGAUGAAGAUGCAGCCAAAGAAGAAGAUGAAGAGGCUAAGGAGGAAGAAAAGGGUGGUGAUGAGGCAGAGCCAAAGGAAGAGGUGACAGAGGCCACUGAAGAUGAAGAGGAGCAAGAGGACAAAGGAGACAAAACUGAAGCCAAAGAAGAGGCUCAGGAGGAGGAAGAAACAAAAGGAGCUGAUGACAAAGAUGAGGGUGCAAAGAAGGAAGAGGAGAAGGGAGAAGCAAAAAAAAGCGAUGAGAAAAAAGAUAAAGCUGAUGACAAGAAAGAAGACAAAGCUGCUCCAAAACAAGAUGACAAAGCUGAUGCCAAAAAGGAGAAAGAUGAAGAAAAAGCUGAGGAGGCACAAGAAAAGAGCACAAAAGAUAAGAAGUAAGCCAAUAGCCUCCGCAAACCUCUGUCCAGACUGUCCACAUACAAACAGCUCAGUAACCAGUAGAGGCAAAAGCGCUUUCCUCUCAAAUCUGCUUGGUAACAUGGUGCUCAAUAAAACACUCCAAAAGCCAUUUACAGCAACAAAAGUCAAGAUUAACCGCUCACCAAUAUCCAUUGCAGUCCAUAAAGUCUGGUUGCACAAUUCCUAAUGAGAGUAGCACACCAUGUGUAAAUGCUGAAUGCAAAAGUGAAUGUGUGACCUUUUGGUGUUUAAAUAAACACUUCUUAAA